Messenger RNA from Drosophila busckii, 1118 nucleotides. RefSeq lists its product as uncharacterized. The record is from RefSeq and is a predicted model, not a curated record. The coding region runs from base 26 to 994 and encodes 322 amino acids. Gene Ontology annotation, molecular function: DNA binding. The transcript has 3 exons. Lineage: Eukaryota; Metazoa; Arthropoda; Insecta; Diptera; Drosophilidae.
UUGUUAAACAUUUUAAUAUAACAACAUGAAGAAAAAAACUAGCGAAAUUUGGUGCUUCUUUAGAGCAAUCGAUGAUACAUUUGCUCUAUGCAACAUUUGCAAAGCAAAGCUGUCAUAUAAAACCACGACCACUAAUUUAAGUAAGCAUAUGAACAGAAUGCAUCCCAAUGCAAAUGGUACGGCGUCAGUACCAAGUCGAAAAUACAAAUAUUUACCCCAGCUCAAUGAGCGCCAUCGAGGAAAGCCACGCAAUUCUAUACAGGAAUCAAUUAUGGUGACAUUUAUAAGGAAGCACCCAAUCUUAUUACAAAAUCUCUCAUGGGAAACGCGCGGAUCGCACGAGUCACUGUGGGAUCAGUUGGCAUCUGAGCUGAACGAUAGUGGUCCCCCACUAAAGGACGUGGCAACAUGGAAAAAGGCUUUAAAAGAUUGGAAACGAUUUAUUAUUAAGAAAGUAGCCAAAAAUGAGCUUCACAAUAUACCCUUGGCCACAGGACUGAGUUCGGCUGAGGAAACCAUCGCUAGUUUAUGCCGCUUAAAUGAUGAUGUGAAUCAAAUGAUUAUUAAUGCGUCAGAAGAUGAGUUGCAAGAUACUUCGAAUACUGCGUUUGACAUGGAUGAUGUGGAAGAUAUUGUGCCUGAAGAUAUUGAUCACAACGCAGCGCUACAAGAUACUGCUGGAUAUACUUAUGAACCCGAUGAUUGCAAAGAGCAAGCCGACAUCGAUCCCCUUUAUGUACAGAGCGCAAAACGCUCAGCGCAAUUAGAGAGCAGAAGUAUUCACAAAGAGCUUCAAGCAAUGAGUAAAAAAAUAACAACAAUCAGCGAAGCUACGGACGGUACAAAGAACGCUUUAAGUGAAUUUUGUGCACUCUAUAAGAAAAAGCUAACGGAGGAUGCGAGACAUCAUGCAGCUAUGGAACAAUUGCUAGCAGAAAAGAAUGCACUAAAAAAGCAGCUCCUCGAACUCGAGCAACGGAAAUUGCUCAAGUAAAUCAAAUCUAAGGUUAUAAUUAAAACACUUAAAGAUUGGACGCAUCAUCUAUUAUUUUUAUAAAAUAUUUACGCUUACAAUGUUACAUCGAUGACACUAGUUAACAGCCUAAUACUAUAAAUAU